AUGGCACAGUCCGAACCAGUCACCCUGCUAUCCCUGGCUGGGGAGAUCUUCUACGAAACGUAUAAUCUGAUCAAACAGCUGAGACGCGACGGGAUCGCGGAGCCCUCGCUCGAAGUCGGCGCCACCAGCGCGGUCUGGACAACGCACACGGGAGCCAUCGAGCGGGCACGCAGCACCAUCUGGGGCCUGACGAAGCAGCUGACCAAGCUGCUUGACGGGCCGCACGGGUUCCUGCACGAGUACGUGUCGUCCAACUGGGACCAGGGGGCGUUGUAUACGCUGCUGGAGAGUGGCGUGCUGGAGAAAAUCCCCCUCGACGAAGAAGUGCACGGCGUGCACGUGUCGGAGCUGGCGGCGAAGUCUGGGAUCCCGGAGGAUAAGCUGCUCUGCAUUCUGCGUCUGAACGCCUGCGAGGAUAUCGUGAGGGAGGUGUCUGAGGGUGUGUUUGCCCAUACAGCGAUAUCGGAGCAGCUGGUGCGGGAUCCCAAGUUCAGGGCGUUUAUUGGGUUUCACUGGGGAAAACCAAUGUACGACUGGCAUCGAGCCCACCCAGACAAAGCGAAGCGGUUCCAGCUGGCCAUGGAGGGUGUCUCGCAGACUCUCGACCCCGGAAAUGCCCUCUUCCAUGACUGGUUCACGACGAAUACAAAGGGAGAUGCGCGCCCUCUGGUGAUCGAGAUUGGCGGAGGCGAUGGACCAGUAUCGCGAUUUCUAGCAGGGGAGUUCCCAGCCCUGUCAUUCGAAGUACAGGACGCAUCGGAAGCUCUUCUCGCCAAGGGUCGGCAAUCGCUCCCUUCAGAGUUACAAGGACGGAUCCAAUUCCAGCACCACGAACUCUUUGCGCCGCAGGAGCAGAAGCUGCCUGGAAGGUCUACAGGGAAAGCGCUGAUCUACAUCAUCAGGAACAUUCUCUGGAAUCUACCGGACGAGAAAUGCAUCCGAUUACUCCAGACCUUCGUCCCCGUGAUGGCUAACAAUCAGAACGCAGUCGUCCUGGUCAACGAGCUCCUGUCCCCCGCGCCGGGGACGUUUGCGCCGCACGUCGAAAAGGCCUAUCGACGGCGGGACGUGACGCUGACGACGAUGCACAAUGUCAAGCAGAGGAGGGAGGGGGAGUGGAGGGCGUUGUUCGAGAAGGCGAGUCCGGAGUUUAGCGUCAAUCUCACUGCUGGCUUUACUUCGCAUAGCUCUCGCGGUCUGUGGGAAUUGCGCUGGGCGGGUGGAAAUCGAGACGCCCUAGCCCUAGACCUAAGCCCUGCUCGAGUUGAGUGUCAGCUGACUCGUACUCCCAUCCCCUCUGUACGUCCCCGAGACAUUCCUUUUCUGUCGUUCUACAUCCACUCCCAACCUAACGAGUCAGUCGAGUCAGUGCGUAUGUCCGAAAUCCGACCGGGAGAGCAGAGCAGUUGCGGCCUUUCACAUGCCAUGUCUGUGCGUAUACAACGCGACGAGGAGGUCUUGUUUUAUUGUCUAUUCUUUAAGUCUGCUGCCUGCGAAUCGAAUAUGGACGCCGCUACCUACGAAUACGCAAAGACGCUUCAUAUCCACCAUUUCAAACCGGACGAGGUGCCGUGGCGCCGGCUGGGGCAGUACCUCUACCGAAUCGUCGAGGACGGAUCCAAUACCCAAUACCGCCUCGCUGCCAUCGAGAGCCUGCUCCCACCGCGAAGCAAGGGACCAGUCUUUCACUUCCAUGAGAUGCACGAUGAGGGGUUCUUCGUGAUUGUCAGUCUAUAUGCAUUCCUCAUAAUGCUGUCUACUGAUAUCUAUCUACAGAAGGGAACCGUCCGAUUCCACUCCCCGGGCCGGCCCGACAUCGACGCCAAAGCCGGCGACAUGGUGACCGUGCCGAUCCGGCUGCCGCACCGGUUCAGCAACCCGUUCGAUGAGGAGGCCGUGUUCGUGAACACCAUCACGCCGGGAUUCUUCGUCCGCUACUUUGAGUAUCUGGAAGAGCUGAUCGGCGAGGGCACGGAGCUCACCGAGGAGGUCAACCGGGCGGCGCUGCUGCGGUUUGCGACGGUGCCGCUGGGAAAGGCGGCCUUGACGCAGUUGGAGGAGCCGGUGCUUGCUGAGACGAAUGGAAAUGAAAAUGGAAAUGAGGCCGAGGAAGAUGCUUCGAAGGACGAUUCGAAGGACGUCUCGAAUGGAGAUGCUGCUACGCCGAAAGAUGGUGCCAAUGAAGAUGGUGCAGGCUCAAAGGAUGUGCCAAAGGAUGGCCUAACUGGGAAUACGAAUGGAAAUGCUGCUGCUUCGAAGGAAGCUUCGAAUGCAGAUGCGAAUGACCACGCGGGUGGACAUGCAGAUGCAGAUGCAAACGCAGACGCAGACACUCCUCAGCCAGUUGGUGUCCAGGACUGA
Rasamsonia emersonii CBS 393.64 is the source of this 2361-nucleotide messenger RNA. Its product is annotated as O-methyltransferase. The coding region runs from base 1 to 2361 and encodes 786 amino acids. The record is from RefSeq and is a predicted model, not a curated record. The transcript is spliced from 7 exons. NCBI's taxonomy places the organism in Eukaryota, Fungi, Ascomycota, Eurotiomycetes, Eurotiales, Trichocomaceae. Gene Ontology annotation, molecular function: O-methyltransferase activity.